GCAGGCGCCCGCCCACGCACCGCUCGGCGGUUCCUCUGAGAACUUCGCCUGUGGCGGAGGUGCGGAUAUAAAAUGCGGCCGCUGGAGUACUUGACGGAGGAAAUGGCAAACUGUACUCUUUUCUGGAACAGUCAAUUCACCUUGAUUAAAUUUGGACUCUUGAAUCAAGAACCAACCUAUGAUGACAUUUGACAAACAAAUACAGGCGCACCUUGGAGAUACUGUGGGCUCGGUUCCAGACCACCAUAAUAAAGUGAAUAUUGCGAUAAAUAUUUCCUUGAAGCGACUUGAGUUGCCCCAGAACCGAAGUCUGGGACUACAUGGCCAAGCUCUGGGGCACAUAGUCUGACUCUAGAAGCUCACAGGCUGAAAUUCCAGAGAUUUGGAAUGUUGAGUUCCAGGGAAACCUAUCAAGACAAAGAGCAAAAGGAACCAGAGCCCACUAGGCUUCCCCCUAUUAACUCAGAAGAUGGGAAUUAUUCCGUGCACCAGAAUAGCCACACAAGGUACCACAAAGCUGUACGGAAGGUGUCGUUAAAGACGUUCCCCAAUCAGGUCUUCAGAGUCCCCCUGACUGAUGCUCAGAACUUCAGCUUCUGGCGGUCCCACAAUCCAGGGGUGCGCCCAGAGGAAACCACGCCAUGGAUCCGGAGCCCCCGCCACUGCCUCAUUAAAAGCCCAAUGACCAGGUUUAUGGACCAUUCUAUUCUCAGUGACAGAAACUUCAGCCUCUAUUGAGCAGGAUGUGUUUGCAGAAGGACAAGACAGACUGUGGAUGGGCAAAGAGGAAAGAGGGAGGGGUCCUGGUUCCAAUGGCUGACUAAUGGGAGGAGGGGAUUGAGAAAGUGGAAUAAACAGAUUGGACUAGAA
Molecule: messenger RNA, 870 nt
Organism: Hippopotamus amphibius kiboko
Lineage: Eukaryota; Metazoa; Chordata; Mammalia; Artiodactyla; Hippopotamidae
Gene: SPMIP11
Product: sperm microtubule inner protein 11
Exons: 7
Coding region: 388-738 (116 amino acids)
Source: RefSeq, a predicted model, not a curated record